This is a messenger RNA of Fonsecaea erecta, 1554 nucleotides long. RefSeq lists its product as hypothetical. The transcript has a single exon. Lineage: Eukaryota; Fungi; Ascomycota; Eurotiomycetes; Chaetothyriales; Herpotrichiellaceae. The record is from RefSeq and is a predicted model, not a curated record. Gene Ontology annotation, molecular function: FAD binding. Bases 1 to 1554 code for a protein of 517 amino acids.
AUGAGCAAGGUUUACGACGUUAUCAUCGCCGGUGCAGGGCCCAUCGGGCUCUUCCUAGCCUGCGAGCUAGGGCUAGCACGCGUGUCUGUGCUAGUCCUCGAGCGUGAUCUCAAGGUUGAAUCGCAAUGGAAAGGCGAACCUCUCGGCUUUCGUGGCAUGAAUACGCCAUCACUCGAAAACUUCUAUCGGCGGGGACUCCUAGGCAAGCUCUUUGGCCCCGACGAGCGGCCCUCAUCUUACCAGAAAAAACCGGGCUUCCAAUUCGGCGGUCACUUCGCUGGGAUAAUGCUCAACGCCAACAAAUUGGAGAUGGACCGCUGGAAGUAUCGCAUCCCUGGACCGGCCUUGGUUCCCGGGCCUACAACCAUCGCGCGUGUCGAGGCCGUUCUGACGGAACGUGCCGAGCAAUUAGGCAUUACCAUCCUGAGAGGUAACGGUGUCACAAAAAUUCUGUCGGAUGAGCAAGGUAUCGUCACAGUGGAAGCUGGAGAUAACCAGACGUUUCGCGGGAAGUGGCUCGUGGGAUGCGACGGCGGGCGAAGCAUAGUUCGCAAGGCGGCAGGGUUCGACUUUGUCGGGACAGAGCCUAAGUUCACGGGCUACGUCGUCCAAUGCGAAUGGGAUCACCCAGAGAAGUUGAAACCCGGCUUUCAUAUCACCAAUGUCGGGCUGUAUAUUAUAAGGUUGCCCGACACUCUCUAUCUGACCGACUUCGAUGGCGGUGCGUUUGAUCGCACGGGGGAAGUUGAGCAACAGCACAUUCAAGAUGUCUUCCGCCGCGUGUCGGGAAUCACAGAUGUCAAUAUUACGAAGAUACACCUCGCAUCAACGUUUACCGACCGGUGCAAACAAGCAACGUGCUAUCGCAAGGGUCGUGUUCUGCUUGCUGGUGAUGCCGCCCAUAUCCACGGACCUCUUGGUGGCCAGGGCAUGAACCUUGGGCUGGGUGAUGCUAUGAAUCUGGGCUGGAAGCUUGCUGCGACCAUACGAAGAGAAUCCAAGAACGAAGGUAUUCCUGCGGACCUGGCACUGCUCGAUACAUACCACGGUGAGCGCCAUCCAGCGGGAGCCCGCGUGCUUCAGUGGACGCGAGCACAAGUGGUCGUGUUGCAGCCUGAUCCCUACGGCGAAGCUGUGCAGGCGCUCAUUCGCGACCUCAUCGACACUCCCGACGGCACUAAUUUCUUCAUCGGGCGCUUCUCGGGCAUGUCUGAACGAUACAUACUUGGCGACGGCGAGGCGUACGCUCACCCACUUGUCGGCUGCAGCGCUCCGGAUUUUGAGUUGCAUGACGGCUCGAGACUGGGAUCCAAGCUGGGAAGGGGUCAGGGACUUCUCAUCGAUUUUCAGAAUGAUUCAGUUUUGAAGCAGUUGGUCUUCGACGGGAAGUAUGAGAGCAGAGUGGAAUACAUUGGGAUCGGCGCACAGGACACCCGAGGACUUCGUGCAUUAUUAGUUCGACCGGAUGGGAUUGUUGCUUGGGUGGUUGAAGAUGAUACAAAGCCAGACAUCGCCGCGGCCAAGGUGGCCCUAGACCGGUGGUUUGGGUCAUAG